Tuber aestivum (summer truffle) is the source of this 1246-nucleotide messenger RNA. Lineage: Eukaryota; Fungi; Ascomycota; Pezizomycetes; Pezizales; Tuberaceae. The record is from the annotation of a GenBank genome assembly.
AGUAAAGUAAACGGACUUUACUUUUUCGCGUGUGGCAGGCGAGGUGCAGUUUUAGCACAUGGAGAUUCUCGAGAUCCGCCCUUUGAUUCAAGCUGCAUGCUUAUCGGGAUGCUCUAAGCAGGGUUGCAGUUCACUGGUUCCCUUUGUUGCUUCCUCACUACCGGCACAUUCCAUCCGUCCGCUCUCCCUCCCCGUUGGCGUCCUUAUCCUUCUCUUGAUCCUUCUUCCCUCAUCUCCUAAAGCUCCCUGACCCUUUCCCUCAAUUUACCCCCACCCACCCACCACCGCCUUGCACCGUUAUUCGUUCCCCCUCUUCUUCCAUCGCCUUUUAAGUUUAUACUUCAGACGGCCAAUCCAUCAUGUCCCCCCUUCCUGCGAACGUUGCUGUUUCUUCCCACCCUUGCUUCAUUUCCAAGCUUAGUCUUCUCCGUUCAGCCUCUACACCUCCAAAAGAAACUAAGGCGCUCGUUCACGAGCUGUCCCUGAUUCUUGCGACCGAAGCUCUUGCACGCGCCCUCACCGUCGAGAAGACUGGUGAGAAGGAUGUUACCCCUCUCGGUGUUACGUACGAGAUUGAGAAGGUUACCAAGAGCAUUGCUCUUGUUCCUAUUCUCCGCAGUGGUCUUGGGAUGCUAGAGGGUCGGUCCACUCCCUUUCUUCUGUCCUAGCACUUAGUUUUAACGAUUACCAUUUUUCAUUAGCUUUUCAAACCCUUCUUCCGGAACCCACUCCCGUUCACCACCUUGGCCUUUUUAGGGAGAAGGUCACUCUGCAGCCGGUAGAGUAUUACAACAACUUGCCUACACGCGCCGAUUCGUCCAAGGACGAGAGGAACUCCCCUUGUGAUAUCGCUAUUGUUCUCGAUCCGGUUAUCGCUACGGGCGGUACCGCUGAGGCGGCGAUUCAGACCUUGAGGGAAUGGGGCGUUCCCAAGGUUACUUCCCUCUGUUAGCCUGCUCUUUCUGCCCUACGCAUUACUAAUUGCACCUUGCUAUAGAUUCUUGUGGUUAGCAUUCUCGGCAGCGAAGAGGGCGUUUCCCGGGCCGCUACCGAAAACGGUGGCGAAGGUCUCGACGUGGUCGUUGGAGCUAUCGAUAGGGAGCUCGGGGGGGAUAACGGGGGAAUGAUUGUUCCUGGGUACGAAUAUUUCCCUAAUCCUCCUUCGCACCAUAACCAGUCCGGCUUACCCUUCUUAGUGUCGGCGAUAUUGGCGACCGCUUAUUCCUUACCAUCGGAAAAUAAUUAA